This is a messenger RNA of Bombus terrestris (buff-tailed bumblebee), 994 nucleotides long. Its product is annotated as mitochondrial coenzyme A diphosphatase NUDT8. The record is from RefSeq and is a predicted model, not a curated record. The transcript is spliced from 2 exons. The coding region runs from base 162 to 887 and encodes 241 amino acids. Lineage: Eukaryota; Metazoa; Arthropoda; Insecta; Hymenoptera; Apidae. Gene Ontology annotation, molecular function: coenzyme A diphosphatase activity.
GUGCAUAAAAUCAUCAUAAUGGUAGGCAUAUUGCAAGAGAUUCUUGAUAAAUUGAGCAUCAAGGCUAGCUACGUUUUAGGUAGACCGCAUUUCUUUCUCACGAUUUCUGAUCUCUCAUCAUACGUAACGUAGAAAGUAUUUCUGGGAUAUAACUUGCAUCAAUGAAACUCUAUUCCUUUUCUUUACGCUGUUUACAGCGUUGUUUUUCGACGGAAACCCAACAAGGCUUAAAUGCGAUCAGGCUGGAAUAUUUGAAACCAGAAGUUGUGCUUAGUGAGAAAAAUCGGAAAUCUUUUAUCGAGAAGUUCAAGGCCAGUAGAGUACCACAGGUAGAUGGUAAUGCGAUUCCGCAGGCCGCUGUUUUAGUGCCAUUAUGCAUGCACAAAGGAGAACUUGGUUUCUUGUAUACCUUAAGAUCAACCAAAUUAACUUCGAAUCGUGGACAAGUCUCAUUUCCCGGUGGAAUGCACGACAAAGAAGAUCGCAGCCUGGAAGAAACUGCACUACGUGAAACAUGGGAAGAACUUAAAAUUCCAAGGGAGAAAAUCGACGUUUGGGUCUCCGGUAACAUGAUUGAUAAAAAGAACGUCAUGGUGUUGCCAGUUUUCGGCUAUAUCGGUGAAAUUGAUCCAGAAAAGCUUCAAAUUAAUGUAAACGAAGUAGAAGAAGCUUUUUUUCUCAGCUUAAAAAAUCUCUGCGAUCUUUCAGUGUGUCGGUUUACUCAGUUCCGUGAAAACUACACUUUACCGGUUUAUUUAGGAGGGAAACACCGUGUUUGGGGUUUCACUGCAGCAAUAACACAUAUAGCCUUAAAUGCUCUCGUACCUGAUGCCUAUAAGCACAAACUUGUUUGUUCACGGUCAAUGUUACUAGAAAAAAAGAGAUAAAAAGAUUUGUUAAUCGCGAAAUUGUAUUGUAUAUAAUUUGUAUUUCAUUCCUGUUUUACAUGUAUAUAUACGUAUAUAUAUAUAUAUGUCAUAAUUGAUAUAACGAA